AUGUCUGAGAUGGAGGAACUAAAAGAAAAAGUUGACGACAUUUUAGAACGGAUUCUGAUCGAAUGUGGUGGACUGGGGAAACUUCAAUGGAUUGUGAUCCUUGUUGUGAUUGGAAGUAAACUGGCUAUAACAUGGAGCAUGUUAAUGAUGUCGUUUGCUGGAGCCACGCCUGACUGGUGGUGCGCAUGGGCAAACAGAACUUCCGGAUUCAAUGACAGUUACAUAGAUUCACUGAAAUCCUGUAGACCACCGUCCAACUCUUCUUUUGAUGACACCUGUUUGUCGAUACGUUUCAGUGACGAAAUGUCCACGGUCGUUAGCGAGUGGAAUCUCAUUUGUGAUGAAGAAUGGAUAACAUCUACUAUAACCACCAUACAGAUGGGAGGACUCCUGGCUAGUGGCUUCAUCGCGGGUCAAGUUGCUGACCUUAUUGGUCGCAAACCUACCUUCUUCCUCUCUCUCGUCUUAUUGGCAGCCAGCAACCUGGUCUGUGGUUUUUCUACUUCUUGGCAGAUGUUUGCAGUGGCUCGAUUUGUGAUAGGCCUAGCUUGUGGAAUGUACUUAACUGUAUUCUUUAACUUUGUCUUGGAGUUCAUCCCUACACGUUAUAGAGCCAUGGUAAUGGCGAUCCCUGCUUGGCCGGUGUUUGCGGCGUUCUUUGGGCUUGUUUGUUGGUGGUUAAGAGAUUGGCAGUAUAUCCAUUAUGCCACUGCUAUCAUCACGGCACCAUUCCUACUUGGAAUUUUUGUGGUACCAGAAAGUUUUCGGUGGCUGGUUUCUCACCUCAAAACAGAAAAAGCCGAAAAAGUUAUAAAUCAUAUCGCUAAAAUAAAUGGUAAAAAGAUGCCGGAUGUAACAAAACUCAUUGCAGUGUGCAAGAAAGAGGCAGAGUUGAAAACAGACAAGAAAUACUCUCUCAUAGAUAUAUUCAGAGAUAGGAGGCUGACAAAGCAUUCAUUCUUAUUGUGGUUUAUAUGGUUAGCGAGCGGUUACUCUUACUAUGCGAUAUCAUUCGGUGUAGAAGAACUUUCUGGAGACCUCUAUCUUAACAUGUUUCUUCUGAGUGCUGUGGAGAUUCCCGCUCAAGCGGUCACGUGGUUCUUCAAUAACUGUAUUGGAAGAAGAUGGACAUGCUUUAUGUUUUAUAUGGUUGCUGCAGUUGGUGGGAUAGCAGUUGGGACAGUACAAGUUCUCAAUCCUACCAACAGCUCCACUAUAAUUAACGGUUGUGCCAUGGUGGCCAAACUGGGCGUGGCUGCUGCCUGGGCCUCCCUCAUGACGUUUACAACAGAGACGUACCCCACUGUUGUCAGGAAUAUAGGAUAUGGGUGUGCCAAUUCAAUUUCUCGUGUUGGAGCAAUGGCAGCUCCACAAAUUGUUCAACUGAGUAAAUCUGUUUCCGGUUUAAUGUACUUUCUGUGUGGCACGCUGAUGUUUUUCUCAGCCAUAUCUGCGGCGCUAGUUCCAGACACAAAAGGGAAAGUGAUGGAAAAUCAGAUAAGGAAGUCAGGAAGAUCUGAUAUUUACCAAAUGUCAGGUGAAAUGAAAGAGAAAGAAGGUAUAAGUUGAUAUCCACAUCUGCAUUCAGUGGUGUUUCCGCCUGGACUACAUGAUGCAUAUAGUAGAAGACGAUCUUAUACACUUUU
Messenger RNA from Saccostrea echinata, 1646 nucleotides. Its product is annotated as solute carrier family 22 member 4-like. The record is from RefSeq and is a predicted model, not a curated record. The transcript has 9 exons. Gene Ontology annotation, cellular component: membrane. Gene Ontology annotation, molecular function: transmembrane transporter activity. The coding region runs from base 1 to 1569 and encodes 522 amino acids. Lineage: Eukaryota; Metazoa; Mollusca; Bivalvia; Ostreida; Ostreidae. Gene Ontology annotation, biological process: transmembrane transport.